Messenger RNA from Nicotiana attenuata, 2689 nucleotides. Its product is annotated as putative RNA polymerase II subunit B1 CTD phosphatase RPAP2 homolog. The record is from RefSeq and is a predicted model, not a curated record. NCBI's taxonomy places the organism in Eukaryota, Viridiplantae, Streptophyta, Magnoliopsida, Solanales, Solanaceae. Gene Ontology annotation, molecular function: RNA polymerase core enzyme binding; RNA polymerase II CTD heptapeptide repeat phosphatase activity. The transcript has 8 exons. Gene Ontology annotation, cellular component: cytoplasm; nucleus. The coding region runs from base 242 to 2236 and encodes 664 amino acids.
CAGGCCUCCAUAAUUUCUGUCUCUCUGCUCACUUCUCUCUCUAUCUCUCUACUCCCCCAAUCUUAAACUGGCUCGAUACGUCUCUCGCCUCUCUACUCUCACUAGUUAGACUGUAAAUUCGUCCAAGUUUUGGGUUUCCUCGGUUAACUGGUAGCCGAGGGAUCAAAUACAGCUGCUGAAGAAGGUAAAGGGAUUGACGUUAAUCGUAAACCAUUUGAUAGUACUUGGGAAGAGUUCUCUGAUGGCAAAUGAAGAAGUCAUCGCUGUUAAAGAUGCUAUCCACAAGCUGCAACUCUAUCUUCUUGAAGGCAUUAAAGAUGAAAACCAACUCUUUGCUGCUGGGUCUUUGCUGUCUCGGACAGAUUAUCAGGAUGUAGUAACUGAACGAUCAAUAGCAAACAUGUGUGGUUAUCCUCUUUGCAGCAACUCUCUGCCUUCUGAAAGGCCUAGGAAGGGACACUACCGGAUAUCAUUGAAGGAGCAUAAAGUUUAUGAUCUUCAUGAAACAUACAUGUACUGUUCAACAAACUGUGCUGUCAACAGUGGAGCAUUUGCCCGUAGCUUGCAAGACGAGAGAAGCUCUACUUUAAAUACAGCAAAACUUAAUGAAGUCCUGAAGCUAUUUGUGGGAUUGCAUUUGCAUUCCACAGAGGAUGUGAAGGAAAAUGGAGAUCUAGGAUUAUCCAAGUUGAAGAUUCAGGAAAAGGUGGAUGUAAAGGGUGGUGAAGUUUCAAUGGAAGAGUGGAUGGGUCCAUCUGACGCGAUUGAAGGCUAUGUUCCCCAGAGAGAACGAAAUGUGAAGCCAGCACUCUUGAACAACAUUAAGAAAGGUUCCAAGAAUAAGCAGGCCAAACUCCAAAAUGAGAAAAACAUGAUACUACAUGAGAUGGACUUUUCCAGCACUAUAAUAACUCAAGAUGGUUAUAGCAUUUCAAAGUUACCAGCACCUGUAAAUGCUGUCUCAAGUAAAAAGGUUAAAGAAGCACAAACAAGAACAAGCUAUGAAGUUAGGGAUGUUGAUGUUUCUAUAUUGGGGAAGCAAGUUGAUGCCUUGCAGUUGCAUUCCGGAGAAGAAACAGAAAAAACAGAUUCGAAUAAUAGAAGUUAUAAGGUCGAUAAAUUUAACACUGGAGAAGUGUCUUCUGGUCCUUGCCAACAUGAUGUCAAGAACAAAAGUCUUGAGGUACUAAAUAUGUCUGAUGCCGGAAGAGAAUAUGCAUCAGAUGAUGCACGUGAAAAACAAUCGCUCAGAUCUUCUCUAAAAUCCUCAAAGUACAAGAAAAUGGCUCGUUCAGUUACUUGGGCUGAUGAAAAUGUUGAUAAUGGCACUGGAAAAUUAACGGAGAGUUCAUCCGAAAUAUCAGAAGAAGGGGAUCAAGCUAAUAGGGAAUCAGGCCCUACAAACAUGGAAGAGGAUGAUGAUUCAUAUCGAUUUGAAUCUGCAGAAGCAUGUGCAGCAGCACUAAAACAAGCAGCAGAGGCUGUUGCCUCAGGUUCUGAUGUCCCUGAUGCUGUGUCCACUGCCGGGAUUAUAAUAUUGCCACCUCCACAAAAAGUGGAUGAAGCAAUACUUAAGGAGAACGAUGAGGUGCUUGAUAUAGAACCAGCUCCUUUAAAAUGGCCAAGAAAACCAGGGGUGCCAAAUUAUGAUGUUUUUGAAUCAGAGGACUCUUGGUAUGAUAGUCCACCAGAGGGGUUUAAUUUGAAUCUGUCACCUUUCGCUACGAUGUUUAAUUCCCUCUUCACAUGGAUAUCAUCAUCGUCCUUGUCAUUCAUAUAUGGCAAUGAUGAAAGCUUUAAUGAGGAGUAUUUGUCUAUCAAUGGAAGUCAAUAUCCUCGCAAAAUUGUGUUAUCUGAUGGCCGGUCAACUGAGAUCAAGCAGACUCUUGCUAGGUGUCUUGCUCGAGCAUUGCCGGGAUUGGUUGCUGACCUUAGGCUGCCUGUACCAAUAUCAGUUUUAGAACAAGGACUGGUUCUCUUGAUAGAUACAAUGUCUUUUGUGGAUCCACUCCCUGCAUUCAGGAUGAAGCAGUGGCAACUAAUUGUUCUUCUGUUUCUGGAUGCUCUUUCCAUAUGUAGGAUACCUGUACUGACUCCAUAUAUGACAGGGAGAAGGACUUUGCUUCCAAAGGUGCUUGAUGGUGCUCAGAUAAGCGCAGCAGAAUAUGAGAUCAUGAAAGAUCUAAUCAUUCCACUAGGUCGAGUGCCUCAGUUCUCAAUGCAAAGUGGAGGCUAAUUUGAUAUAAUACGGCUUUGCAGACUUCCUUCUCUAAACUUUCAUGAGAGAAAGUAGUUCUGGAAAGUGUGCCCAAAAGUCAUAAUUAUAUUUGGUGUUGCAACUUCUGUUCAUAUCUGUUUAUGUUUUAUAGAGAUGGUUCAUUAUUGACGAGAUUCUCUUCGAUAUCAUUCUUCUGCGGGCUAAUAACAUUUUUGGUUUGAGGUGUAAAGAGGGGUUGAUUGAGUGGAAAACUGGAUAUACAUUGAGAGGGAAGCAUCUUUUUCCUCAUGUGGUAAGAAGUAAAAGAGGAUUGAAGGAAAAGUAGUGACCCCACAGUUUUUUCGAAACCAUCUAGAAGCCGGCGGAAGGAGGAAGUGUCUCAGUUUUACUUCCUUUCUAACAGUAUUGAAUGAUUGGAAGUAAAUCUUCUAUACUUGGUCUAAGUGAAGUAAGUGAACAAUUUUCUAUUUC